Messenger RNA from Lotus japonicus, 2938 nucleotides. RefSeq names its product DEAD-box ATP-dependent RNA helicase 7. Gene Ontology annotation, molecular function: ATP binding; RNA binding; helicase activity. The transcript is spliced from 14 exons. The record is from RefSeq and is a predicted model, not a curated record. NCBI's taxonomy places the organism in Eukaryota, Viridiplantae, Streptophyta, Magnoliopsida, Fabales, Fabaceae. Bases 766 to 2682 code for a protein of 638 amino acids.
AGAGAAAAGAGACUUCCUACUCAAUCAAAAUCCAACAUAAUUAAACAACGAAUGAGCAUAUAUGCAACUCACUUGCCAACAUAUUAAAAAUUUGACACAAGUAAUAAAAAAGUUACGGAUCAGAGAGGGAAUAACCCAAAUUGCAAAUAGUAAAAACAUCAUGGGACCUAACCGCACAUUGUAAAAUAUGGGGACUAAAAGUGCAAUUAAAACUAAAUAGACACUCCCGCAUGAUUGGAAAAAUUCCAAGAACAAAGGAAGCGGUGAAACCGACAAAAAGGUCGUUAUAGGCUUUCAUUGAGCAAUCCAACGGUUAGCAAAAAUUAAGAUUAGAAAAACAGGGUUUAAGGAUUAAAAAAGAAAAAGAAAAAAAAGGAAGAGGUGUGAGAAAGUUUCCACCGCCACAAACCGCGAAACCGAAAAUCUCGACGUUGCUUACUCCUGCUUCUGCUUCUGCUUCUCGCUGCCAUAACUCCUCCUUCCAAACAGGAGCAAAUCUCUCUCUCUCUCUCUCUCACUUUCUCUCUCUUCUCCUUCGCCGCCACCAUGCCUUCUCUCACUCUCUCUGAUUCUGAGUCCACUCCACAACAACACAAAAAGGACAACACUUAGAACAAGAAGUGUAACAACAUUCAAUCCUCAGCAGAACCCGAAGGUUUCAUCAUCACUGGCAAGAAGAGUAAGAAGGAGAAGAAAAGCUCAGAUGGGGUUUUGUGUAAGAAGGAGAAGAGUACGAAGCGCAAGGCUUCUUCACAUUUAGAGGUGAUGAUGACGAAAGCUGAUGGGGAAGACGAGAAUGGUUUUGAGCUGGUUGAGCCUCGAGGUUCAAGGGAGGAGAAGAAGAAGAAGAAGAAGAAAAAGGUGAAAAUGGAAGAGUCUUUGUUGAUGGAAGAGGAAGUGAUUGUGAAGAAGGAGGAUCCUAAUGCGGUUUCUAAAUUCAGGAUAUCCGGGCCGUUGAGGGAAAUGUUGAAGGAGAAGGGGAUUGUGUCGUUGUUUCCCAUUCAGGCUAUGACUUUUGACACCGUUCUUGAUGGUUCUGAUUUGGUUGGUCGGGCUCGCACUGGUCAGGGUAAAACUCUGGCCUUUGUGUUGCCCAUAUUGGAGUCUUUAACAAAUGGUCCAACUAAAGCAUCGAGAAAGACUGGCUAUGGGAGGCCUCCGAGCGUUAUUGUGCUUUUACCUACCAGGGAAUUGGCUUGUCAGGUGCAUGCUGACUUUGAAGUUUAUGGUGGGGCAAUGGGAUUGACUUCUUGUUGUUUAUAUGGUGGGGCUCCAUAUCAAGGUCAAGAAAUGAAGCUCAAGAGAGGUGUUGAUGUUGUGAUUGGCACACCAGGCCGCAUAAAGGAUCAUAUAGAGAGGGGGAAUAUUGACCUGAGCCAGCUAAAAUUCCGCGUUCUUGAUGAAGCAGAUGAGAUGUUGAGGAUGGGUUUUGUUGAAGAUGUUGAGCUGAUUCUAGGUAAGGUAAAAAAUGUUGGUCAAGUUCAGACACUUCUUUUUAGUGCUACUUUGCCAGACUGGGUUAAGCAGAUUGCUGCAAAAUUUUUGAAGCGAGAUAAGAAAACUGCUGACCUUGUAGGAAAUACAAAAAUGAAGGCUAGCACAAGUGUUAGGCAUAUUGUUCUUCCUUGUACUAGUUCUGCCAGGUCCCAGCUUAUCCCAGACAUUAUUCGCUGUUAUAGCAGUGGAGGCCGGACAAUUAUAUUUACUGAGACAAAGGAGUCUGCUUCUCAGCUUUCCCAGUUGUUGCCUGGAGCAAGAGCUCUCCAUGGUGACAUACAGCAGGCACAACGUGAGGUUACAUUGUCUGGCUUCAGGUCUGGGAAAUUCAUGACAUUAGUUGCCACAAAUGUGGCUGCUCGAGGUCUGGAUAUUAAUGAUGUUCAGUUAAUAAUCCAGUGUGAACCUCCUCGGGAUGUAGAAGCCUAUAUCCAUCGUUCUGGUCGCACAGGAAGAGCAGGUAAUACUGGAGUUGCUGUUAUGCUUUAUGAUCCAAGAAGGUCAAGUAUUUCUAAAAUAGAAAGAGAAUCGGGUGUAAAAUUUGAACAUGUGUCUGCUCCUCAACCUGAUGACAUUGCGAAAGCUGUUGGUGGGGAAGCUGCUGAAAUGAUUACCCAAGUUUCGGAUAGUGUGAUUCCUGCAUUCAAGUCUGCUGCUAAGGAGCUUUUGGACAACUCUGAUUUAUCAAUAGUUGAACUACUUGCUAAGGCUCUUGCCAAGGCUGUUGGUUAUACGGAGAUAAAGAAAAGAUCACUUCUCACUUCCAUGGAAAACUAUGUUACAUUACUUCUUGAGAGUGGGAGACCUAUCUUCACCCCAUCUUUUGCGUACGGAAUCUUGAGGAGAUUCUUGCCUGAAGAGAAGGUUGAGGCUGUGCAAGGUCUUACUCUCACUGCAGAUGGAAAUGGUGUUGUUUUUGAUGUACCAGCUGAAGAUUUAAAGACAUAUAUUGAUGGUCAGGAAAAUGCAGCGAAUGUAAGUUUAGAGGUUUUAAAAGCAUUGCCGCGUUUACAACAGAAAGAUCAAUCAAGAGGGGGCAGAUUUGGAGAUGGUGGUGGUCGUGGUGGUGAUAGAAGUUGGGGGAACAGGUUUUCAGGUGGAAGAGGUGGUGGUGGCGGCAGGAAUGACAGAUUUUCCAAUGGUGGUGGGAGAGGUCAUAGCAACUCAAAUGGAAAGAGAUGGUGAAGCUGACUGAGAGUUGAGCAUUCAUUUUUGUUCAUAAUGGGAGCUUAACUGCAUGAGAGUUCACAGGUUAUGUGGAGUAUUCAAGUUCAGAUAGGCUCAAUGUGUCCCCAAUCCAUUAACAUCCAAAUUUUUUAGGUAUAGUAUAGUGCUAUUUUUUUGUUUAUUUUGUUAUUGAUUAGGCUUUUUUUCCUCCCACUUGACUGGAUGUAAGGCUAGAUUUUUAUAUUUAUAAGAAUCGCCAAGAAAUUGAUAGCUU